CCUUUGCAGGAACCCGGAAGUGCGAGCCUCGAGAUGGCCGGUGAUCGGAAAGUGGAGCUCAGCGAGGCCCUGGCGCUCGGGCCGGAAUGGCGCCACGCCUGCCACGCGCUGCUCUACGCACCCGACCCCCGCAAGCUGUUCGGCCGCUUCCCGACGCGCUUCGCCGUGCUGAUGCAGAUGCGCUUCGACGGGCGCCUGGGCUUCCCUGGCGGCUUCGUGGACGCGCAGGACAGCAGCCUGGAGGACGGGCUGAACCGUGAACUGCUCGAGGAGCUGGGCGACGCGGUGUCUGCCUUCCGCGUGGAGCGCUCCGACUACAGGAGCUCACACAUCGCGCCCAGACCACGCGUGGUGGCCCACUUCUAUGCCAAACGCCUGACGCUGGAGCAGCUGCAGGCUGUGGAAGCCAGGGCACCUCAAGCCAAGGACCACGGGCUGGAGGUGCUGGGCCUGGUGCGGGUGCCUCUGUACAUCCUGCGCGAUGGUGGGGGAGGCCUGCCUUCCUUCCUGGAGAAUUCCUUCAUUGGUGCUGCCCGGGAGCAGCUACUGGAAGCCCUUCGGGACUUGGAACUCCUGGAUCCUCGCACUAUUGCAAACCUCAAGAUGCCAGCUUCUAAGUAGAGUCAGCCCACCAUGGACCCCCAUAGAACCCAAGUUGAGGGUAUACAUGAGGGAGAGAGAGAAGGAAAGAGAGAGCAGCAAAUGUUUUCUCUUGGGUGCUAAGGGGUGAUAGAUGAUACCAGAUUAAUGACAGAGAUGUAUAUUCAAUAUGUUUUCAACGGAAGACCUUGUCUGGUUGGCAUUAGGGAUAAAAAAGGCCUUUGUAGUAUCUU
This is a messenger RNA of Acomys russatus (golden spiny mouse), 833 nucleotides long. RefSeq names its product U8 snoRNA-decapping enzyme. Gene Ontology annotation, molecular function: phosphodiesterase decapping endonuclease activity; snoRNA binding. Gene Ontology annotation, cellular component: nucleus. The coding region runs from base 34 to 621 and encodes 195 amino acids. Lineage: Eukaryota; Metazoa; Chordata; Mammalia; Rodentia; Muridae. The record is from RefSeq and is a predicted model, not a curated record. The transcript has 3 exons. Gene Ontology annotation, biological process: sno(s)RNA catabolic process; mRNA catabolic process.